This is a messenger RNA of Alternaria infectoria, 747 nucleotides long. RefSeq lists its product as uncharacterized. Lineage: Eukaryota; Fungi; Ascomycota; Dothideomycetes; Pleosporales; Pleosporaceae. The record is from RefSeq and is a predicted model, not a curated record. The transcript has a single exon. Bases 1 to 747 code for a protein of 248 amino acids.
AUGUCCCUCACUGGAGCCUUCCGCAUUGGCGCAGACGACCGAGAGAGUGAGAAGAAGCGCUUUGAACAACAUAUCACCGAACAAUACCCCGAAGCCAACAAUCAUGCCGCUGAGACGGGCGAAGAAUUCCGAAAUCGUAUCCAUCGCGCUUGGGACAAUCUUUGCAAUGCGCCCGCUUCCGUUCAGGAACUUGCACUUUGGUCUGACGAAGAAAAGAAAUUCCAGGACAAUCAGCUACAAAUCAGUUUGAAGCAACAAUUCCAGGAGGGCCGGGGGCUUGUAGAAGAAAUGCAAAGGCUAGUCGAAGUUGGAAAGACCCGGCCCCGAGAGAUCUUCAAAAGGGAACAACCGGACUUGAAAUUGUACACUGUUUCUGUCAAGAUAGUACCGGAAGAUAAGACGCUCUAUCCCGAUUAUUCGAAUUUCCCGACUGCUGCCGCGUGGGCUCAAAGAGAUGUGCGUAUGGAUCGUUACCGCGAGUUCAAGUUUCAAGGAAUGCGAAAUGAAAGCGUGGAGCUCUUCUUGCAGAAGGAGGCUGCUAUCAGUUACGCGAAACAGCUGAGAUGCGGGCAUGAGCUGGAAAUAUUCGAUAUAGAUCCUAAGCUGGUCGAUCGGGUGUCAAAGGAGGGUUCUCUGCAACAGCAUCGGGCGAUCAAUGAGGCUAGUCCUAAGACAUUGGGUGAGCCUCGGAGGGUGAUCAUGCUCAACCAUACCCUUGUGUACGUUGUAUCAGCAUCACAGGUCUAG